This is a messenger RNA of Penicilliopsis zonata CBS 506.65, 1768 nucleotides long. RefSeq lists its product as hypothetical. The coding region runs from base 104 to 1669 and encodes 521 amino acids. Gene Ontology annotation, cellular component: mitochondrion. Lineage: Eukaryota; Fungi; Ascomycota; Eurotiomycetes; Eurotiales; Aspergillaceae. The record is from RefSeq and is a predicted model, not a curated record. The transcript is spliced from 4 exons.
CAACUCCCCAACGACAUCUCCAGAUGCUCUGAUUUCUGAGACCGUCUUCACCCGCAAUACUGCAUCUGCGACGCUGUGGUUCGCUCAGCAAAGUCUAUAUACCAUGGGCAACAGAUCGAGCAUCAUUUCGCCGCGUCUCUUACCCACCAUACAUCAAAAUCCUUAUGCUUACACCGGUGGAAGAUGGCUCAACCGAGACGAGCUGGAGCGAACCUCUCGCUAUAUUCAGUUUGACUUCUCUGCUCUCUGUGACAGGGCUGUUCACGCCUGUCCCGGGGCACACAGGGUUGUCAAGCACGAAAAGCGAGAAGGGGGGUUCAAUCGAGUAUUUCUCUUGACAAUGGACAACAGUGCUUGUGUGGUGGCAAGGCUAUCAACCCCCAUUGCUGGUCCACCCAGGUUAACGACCAAUUCUGAAGUGGCAACAAUGACAUACCUACAGAGCAAAGUCUCGCUUCCGAUACCGAAAGUCCUGGACUGGAGUGAUGACUCCUCGAAUCCGGUUGGCGCAGAGUACAUCAUCCAGGAGCAUGUGAAGGGUGUCCAGCUGCACCAGCUAUGGCCUACCAUGAACUCGGAGCAGCAUAUGCUGUGUACAAAGGCGCUGUCGCUGGCAAUGAAGAAGAUGGCAGCUUUGGACUUCCCGGCCUAUGGCAGUCUCUACUUCUCAGAUGCGCCGAUAGACACCCGCGCCAAGAUCCCUCUCGAGCAGGGUUUUUGCAUUGGUCCGCAUUGCAGUCCAAUCUUUUGGAACCGGAACCCGGGAGAAACUGAGCUCUACGGUGGUCCAAGUCCCGACUGCGGUCCCUGGAGAGGCCUUGAAAGUUAUUGUCGUGGCUUGAUAGAGACUGGGUUUUCUCGUUUACCGAAAGAAGAAGCGAUAUUCGAUGAGCUGCCCCAUCAAGGAUCCAUUCGGGAUCACAUCUAUUUAUUGAACACGAGCCAAGAAAUGAUGCAGAGGUUGGUUGAAGAUAAGCGUGUGCAGGACGCCGCUGCUCCCACUCUCCUCCACCCGGAUUUCCACAUGAGAAACAUCUUCAUGUCUCCCGAGGAUCCAACUAUCAUCACCGGCCUGAUUGAUUGGCAGUCUACUAGCGUUGAGCCUGCAUUCAUCUAUGCCAACGAGACGCCAGAUUUCGCUGCCCUUCCAGAGGAAAGCAGCGGCGUGAGCAGUCACUGCGAAGAACGAGACCGGAAAGAUGCAUCUAUAUGUUAUCAAACAUACGAUGUGUGCAUGAAGGGCCUUGUACCCAAAUUACGUCCCGCCCGAUUACUAGACCCGACUUUCUUUCGUCUCUUCCACUACUGCCACACGACAUGGAGGGACAGCGCCCCCGCCGUCCGUCAGGAAUUGAUCGAGCUUUCGGCUCGCUGGAACGAACUGGGCCUGCAGGGUCUUUGUCCAUACUCUCCCUCCGACGAGGAGGUGAAGAGCCACGCGACAGACUACGAGGAUUUCGAAACCGUCCAGAAACUCAAGGCCUGGCUCAAGAGCUCCCUGCACACAAACUCCGAUGGGUGGGUGCCGAAUGAUGUUUGGGGUGCUGCGAAAGAUGCCCACCGCGCGGCGUACGACGAAUGGAUGCAGACUGCUAGAGAGUCCGAGGCACAGGGCGAUGGUCUUACAGUCGAGAAAGCGAACAAAAUGUGGCCGUUCGAUGCCAGAUAGGGGUAGAACUGAUAUACGGGUCUACAGUAUUUGUAGUAAGUAUACCCUCUGUGUAUGCUAUGAUAGAAUUUAUACUAGAAUUUUAUAUAUAAUAUUCUU